This is a messenger RNA of Desarmillaria tabescens, 1457 nucleotides long. RefSeq lists its product as uncharacterized. Gene Ontology annotation, molecular function: DNA binding. The record is from RefSeq and is a predicted model, not a curated record. The coding region runs from base 453 to 1382 and encodes 309 amino acids. The transcript has 2 exons. NCBI's taxonomy places the organism in Eukaryota, Fungi, Basidiomycota, Agaricomycetes, Agaricales, Physalacriaceae.
CUUUGGUUGUCUUCGCUCAUUACCUCCCUCCUUUGCAUACAUUCUAUUUCGUAAGAUCCGAGUAAUUUCACAUUACAAGCCUCGUGUUUGGCUUUCUAGUGUCCAACAAUGGUCCUGUUACCCUCCUGUUACUCUCAAAGUUGGGGCCCGAUCUCGAUCAUUUGAAAAAAGGACAUCUCGUGGACCUCCCUGACUGACGAUUCAUUCAAGGUCUAUUAUUUGUCUUUGUCUAGUUCGUGGUCUUGUAGUGCCUUGUUCUAUGAAUUGCUCUGCAAAGUAACUUAUUUGCUAUGACCUACCGGCGCCUGCCGAUAUAUGGUAUGCCACCCAUAGUCUGCUCUCUGGAAACAAUAGAAUUGUGCCACGCAAAUUGACAACGGGGCUGUAUAAAACAUCGCUCUGCAUCUGUAACCGGACUAUAAUCUCUCCUCUGCUUUUAAUCUUCUCGCCUCAUGCCUGCCCAAGGUCUCGAUAUGCUUCUGUUGGCCGCUCGAUACAUCGAGGAGUUCGACAACUCUUCCUCUGAUGCACCUUAUCGCUCCGAAAAUCCCAUUUCCUGCGCAGAAAAGGCCGAAAAUGCCAUCCAUGUUGUUACGCCAUGCGAGGGUUCUCCCGGAUAUACUUCCAUGUCGCUCUCAGAGCCAACCUCUCAGCUCACGGAAAUCGCAAACAAGCACCUCCCUUCAGAGUGUCCUAGCUCUGCUUCGUCCCCUCCGUCCUCGCCAUGCCCUUCCUCGGUCGACUCUGACUACACUAUGAGCUUUCAGAGCUCGAAAUCAGUAUCAUCCAGGGAGUGUAGUCCAGAGAUUCGCCCUCGCAAUGUGUCCAAAUUUCCCAAGAAGGCUGCACAUAAAUCACCCAAAACCGCAUUGGUGGGUGGGAAGGUUUUCAACAUUCCGAUCAUGACGAGGGAUAUGAUGUGGAGGAUGUCCGUCUUGCGCACUGCGAACAGUAUAGAAACUACGCCCAACUCUCCCGUCAAAGAGACUAGCCGACAGCUGCUGGAGAAGGUGUAUGACGACGUCACUAGUCAUCCUCCAAAAUUUUGGGAGCAGCUCAUUGCCGCCCGUGUCUUGGACCGGACUCCUGCCCAAGUUCGUGUCUGGUUUUCAAAUCGCCGACAAUGGUACCCAUCGGGCACAACAAUCCAGGUCCCCCUUCUCGACAGGGACUUGGCAUACCCUCGUCGGAGAACUGUCAAAUUGAGACCAUCAGCGCUCGAGAUGUCCCAGGAAUGGUCCGAUUCGUUUUUCGAUGACGUUCUGGCUCUUUAUAUGGGUGAGCAGGUACAAGAUACUCUGAAAGAAGAAUGCGAACACAAGAGGAAAUCGAUUCCUCGGUACAAAGGCAAAUCAAAGAAAGGCCAAGUCAAAUCCAAAUAGUAAACGAGGCCAUCAUUUCCUUUCCUUUCCUCGGACCAUUCGUACUGUAGCAUAUAUCAUUAUAUACAACCUCUC